Messenger RNA from Lycium barbarum (goji berry), 2226 nucleotides. RefSeq names its product methyl jasmonate esterase 1-like. Gene Ontology annotation, biological process: salicylic acid metabolic process; jasmonic acid metabolic process. Gene Ontology annotation, molecular function: methyl jasmonate esterase activity; methyl indole-3-acetate esterase activity; methyl salicylate esterase activity. Lineage: Eukaryota; Viridiplantae; Streptophyta; Magnoliopsida; Solanales; Solanaceae. The record is from RefSeq and is a predicted model, not a curated record. Bases 7 to 909 code for a protein of 300 amino acids. The transcript is spliced from 3 exons.
CUUAUAAUGGUUCAUGCUAAUUGCUAUGUCCUCAUUGUUCAAAGAAGGGAAAGAAAUAUGGAGAAAAUAAAGUUUUUAAUAGUUCUGAUACUUCUCGUGCCAUAUGUAAAUGCAGCAUUGUCACGUCCUAAAUGGACUAAAGCUAGCAAGCACUUUGUGCUUGUUCACGGGGCGUGUCACGGAUCCUGGUCCUGGUACAACAUUGUGGCAUUGUUAAGAUCUUCAGAGCAUAAUGUCACAGCUCUUGACUUGGGUGCUUCAGGCAUAAACCCGAAGCAGAUUCUCGAAAUCCCACAUUUAUCUAAUUACUUCAGUCCACUAAUGGAGUUCAUGGCUUCUCUUCCAGCAAACAAAAGGGUGGUUCUUGUAGGCCAUAGCCUUGGCGGAUUUGUCAUAUCUAAAGCCAUGGAAAGCUUUCCAGAAAAUAUUUUAGUUUCUAUAUUUGUCAUAGCUGGAAUGCCUGGUCCAACUCUCAAUGCCACCACUAUCUAUAGCAAGGGUAAUCGACUACUAGCAUCUCAACUUGAUAAUCGUGUUACAUAUGACAAUGGACCCAACAAUCCUCCAACAACCUUCAACUUUGGUCCAAAGUACUUGGCAAGCAAUCUUUAUCAGUUGAGCCCAAUUCAGGAUUGGGCAUUGGCGACUAUGCUAGUAAGGCCACGAUAUUUAUACAGUUUGGAGGACAUAUCAAAAGAGAUGGUUCUUUCAAGCAAAAGGUAUGGAUCGAUUAGGCGGGUGUUUGUUGUGGCUGCUGAAGAUAAACAACUAAAGAAGGAAUUCCAACAAUGGAUGAUUGAAAAGAAUCCCCCCGAUGAAGUGGAAGAGAUACCGGGUGCUGAUCACAUGGUCAUGAUGUCUAAGCCCCUUCAACUUUUCACUCUUCUUUUGCGCAUUGCUCACAAGUGACAAGCUAUCUCGGUUAGCUUAUCCCAGCUUGACAUUCCAUAUUCAAGAAUAAAGCAUAAUCGCAAAUAACAUGUAAACAUUUCUUUCUUCAUUCAUGCAAUAUUGUUGGAUCAGCUUUCACCCAUUGUCCGAGCCAUGUAGUAUUAUAUAAGCUUUUAGUUAAUUACUUUGGGAGCUCGAGUAUGCUGUUAAAGUUCUGAGGUCAUUGUCACAUAGGCAUCUGGGCUUUGAAAAAUGGAGCUUCCACUAAUGAGGAUUACAGUAUACCUUCUAAAGAGCUUCCAACAAUAAUGCAACCACUUAAAAUAUAAAUAGGUCCAAGUAAGAUAAGGCUACACCAGUCUGUUAAAUAACCUAUUGACUAUAAAGAAGGCUUGACAUCAAAACAACCCCAAAGAGAUAGAAAUGUUCAAAAAUAAUGCAACAGCAAGGUAGAAGCUUUCAGUUUAUGAGACAACAAUCCAAAGCGUAAAGCAACCUUGGCAAAAAAUAACUAAAUGCCCAAAUCAAGUCACUUAAAGAUUACACCAAAUGUUGAGAUGUAUACAUAGAAAUUAGCUGUCCAACCUUGAUAAAAACCCGAACAGAUCUCUAAAUUCUUAUUUUCAUUCUAUUUGCUGAGCAUACUUUGGUUUCCAUUUUUACGAAAGGACGCCAACUUUACAGUACUUUGAUGAGCUUUAGGCAGUUUGAAGUCAAAGGGUGACAGAGUCCUCUGCUAGAAAAUCGCCACACGUAUUAUAAAAUUCUCAUGUCUUUGGUUUAUUCUGUAUUGUAUAUGAGAUAUUCUCUGAAAGACUAUAGCAGUAAUCGCAGAAAUCUCUGUCUACAGUCUCUAGGCCUUAAUAAUUCAAUUAUUUAUAUGAUCUUCCUCUAAUUGACUUAGUGGAUGCUUUUAACUUCCAAGAAACAACCUUCAAUUAAAAAAUACAACCCAAUACCUAAUUGUCACGUGGGGUUUCUUCUUAAGGGAAGUUAGUAAAGUCAACUCCUCCAAUUAUAGUAAGAUCCUUUAUAAUGUUCAUUCCAUGUUCUCAACUGAUCAUAGUUCAAAAGAAAUGGAGAAAAGCAAGUACCUGAUGAGUUUCCUUCUGAUACUUCUCUUGCCAUUGUGGAAUUAUAAAGUAGAUUUUUUGGAGCUACAAAAAAAUUCUAGAUAUUUAGUAAAGAUUCUAGAAUAGCCUAGGAUAGUAUUUUGGAUAAAUAUCUUGAAGAGAUUUCUAGAUAGCCUAGAUUAUUGGUAGGAGAUAAAAUUUACUAGAUUUUUUUUAUAGAUGUAUCUAGAAAAAUUUCUUGAACAAUCCCUAGACAAGUAUA